Messenger RNA from Amoebophrya sp. A25, 3402 nucleotides. The record is from the annotation of a GenBank genome assembly. Lineage: Eukaryota; Dinophyceae; Syndiniales; Amoebophryaceae.
GGAAAAGUGGGAAUGGGAUUCAAGGGAAGGGAUAUCAACCUUAAGGAACGGAAUGGAAAAAAGCUCGUUGUACUAGAAAGGAAAACUGAAGACUGAAACUUUCUAUCGAUUCGUCUUCCAACGAUGGAUAUAGUUAAAGAGAGAAAUAGACAAGUGGAGUUUGUUGAUCUGAAUGGUCCUCGCAUUUGGUCACCUGAUUUUGAUCACAAGGAAAACAAGAGGAGAAUCCUUGUUAUCCCAUUCAGGUUACCAAAUACCAAAACCAUACAUGACCUUCUGGUUCAUAAAAAGAAAGUCCGGAAAAACGGAGAAUCAGCUACUUCGACGAUUGCAAGCUGACGGAAGACAAAUCUUAAGGGGUGGACACCAGUAUCACAUCAUGCAGUCGUUUUUUAUCUAUCAUUUUGCAGUCGUGUCUUAGGUGGUGUCUACGAUGAUCAAGAGCGGUCACACUUUUCGGAGAGGCACACUCAUGCUAUUAGAUCGAUACGGGUAAACAGUAACAUUGUUAGAGCUCCCUCCGCGAUACAGGCCAACGCUUAAACCACUAAGGCAACUGCGCAGUUUGUUCAGUGGUUUGGACGCUGGCCUGUUCACUGAAAUCACUCUCGCCGCUACGGUUACCGCGACUAGGGUUAGCAUCAAGGACCACAGAAUCAACAUGAAGUAUAUGAGAUAUUUUUUUAUGUAACUUAUAACAAACUACCAUUAACAACCUCAACUGCUAAGCUAAAGGGAAUCCCAUAAACGAUCCAGAGCGCUCUUUUGGAGAGGGGUUGCAGACGGCUGAGCGGCAGCUCAUCGCUCCUGCAAAGUGCAGUCUAUUAUGCCAAAUUAGUGAGUAUAAGUAAAACAAUUUGAACUAGAAGAACGACGAACCGAAGUACUCGCUUUGAUAGUAUUUAUCCUUGUGACAACUUCUGAGGCUAAGUAAAACAGCCGGCUAGUUUUCACCUCGAUCACAUUCGUAGGCUUAUCCCGUGCAACAAAAUCCUUGUGACAACUUCUGAGGCUUAAGCUUAGGUCCAGCGACGCUCAAAGCUCAUAAAAAGAACAGUACCCGCUUAUUUUCCCUCGUCUUACAGGUUAAGUAAUCCCUUAGACCAAGCAGAAGGAUAUCGCUGUAACAACUCGGUGGUCCGUUGUGAGCACUACUAUCUAGGAAAAAAAUAACAACAAGCCAAAGCCAAUUUAGACCUAGAUCACAUUAUGGCAAGUACUAGCGUACGGGACCCUCUAACUUUCUGGAUUUCGCCAUUGGACCACAUCCUUUGGCUUGUUCACAAACAGCUUCGGAAAGCGUGGCAGACAGCUCGUUUUGGAGCCAAGAAAAUGAACGAGUUUGUCCAAGCACUCGCUGGACCCGACCACUGCAGCGUAGUAGAUUUAUGACUCCACUUAAGAUGUAGUGAGGUUCAGCAUUGUCGAAGUCGAUGAUCUUUAGAUGAACAAGUCGAAUUUUUUUUGAGCAAGUCAGGUCAUGAAGAAGACAUGAACGAAGUAUUUCAGCAUAACAUCUCUUGGAUUAGAGCGGAUUCUUAAGUUUUGAUUCCCUUCGUCCUUCCCUUCCCUCUUUGCACUUUCUGUACCCCUGGAUUGGGUGCACUACUACUGCUAGUACUACUCCUACUACUAUUCUUGCGCUUGGAUGGAGUGUGGGUGUGUGUACAACGUGAUACUUGUUUACUUAUCAAAGCCAAAAUUCUAUUUUAAUCAUCUAUGCUGCGAGCGUCUAAUGAGUGAGGCAGUGCACAGCUCGGUGGCAGCAGUUCUCAAGAGGGCUGGUCUUGAAAGCGUGAAGUUGAGCCUUCAACAAGGAGCAAAGAACACGGUAGAGAUCGAUCUUAUUCGGGCAGCUUUGUUAUGGCCACUUUAUACUGUACUAUCAAUCCACCUAAAAAUAUUCUACUGCAUCGGUCGUGAUCAAGAACGAUGCAGCCUUCUAGGCUCAUUGAUAAUCGUGAUGAUGUAUCCAAUCCGCGUAGUCUUAGACUGUAUUCUGAAGAAAAUAGCCGGUCCAUUUUCUCUUGUCUUAGUUCCUUUACUCUUCAAUGUGAGAAUAUUUAUUAUUGUGUAAGCAACCCACACAGUUUUAAUCGCAGAAGAACGUGGUUGCACCGGUGGCAAAAAGAAGGCAACGACGACUGAAGGGAAGCCAACCCUGGGAGCGAUCGUCCUGAUUUUGCUUGAAUUAUGAUCUUGCUGGGUAACUGAGAGGAAAUUGAAUUUUUUAAAAAGGUGAACUGGGACGCAUGUACUGUAGCUCUACUUGUUCUACAAGUCACUUACUAGUUUUGCUUGAUCUUGUCUAGAGAGUGCCCAAUCAAUACAAAAGCGCAUACAUCAAUGUCAUGACAUUGUCGCGAACCUAUACUACAAAGAACUACCUGCCUACUUGUUGUACUUCUGUUCUAAUAAAACGGCGGUUUUGUUCGGACUCACCCUUGCAGAGUCGGAACGAGGAAGAGACGACCAAAGCAGCGACUACAGGCGACAUAGACGAGGUAUGAGAGGCAAGUAUGUUUUCUGCAAGGUUGGAUCUGUAAUUACAUGUUGUUCUAGUUGUACCUGCUAACCACCGAUUAUUACAGCCAACCAGGACUUAACAGUACUAAGUUAUUUUCUGCUACCUCCACUAAGGGAAUGUGAAUGCUGCAGCACCAAGUAUGAUGUUGACAUGUCAUAACGCGCAUCAACAAAACACAAGUUUAACCCAUAUUUUGUUCUCAUGUUAAUUGGAGAAACAGAAGCUUCGCACUGCUGCCAUCAACUUGGCACAGGGAGAGCAGAAGUCUGGCAUGGACCGAUUUCUGGGACAUAUAAGGAUGAGCGGAGUUUUCAUUAUGCCAUAACAUGGGUCAGCCACAAAGAGUAAAAAAACGGAAAUUACUUAGUAACGCCGACUCGUCCACGUCUAUAUAAUCAUACUCUGUAUUUUUACAUCCCCUUUUGCUGCAGCCUAGGUAGAGUUCAUGUUUUUCUCAUUUUCUGUCUCUCUAAUUAGUGUUUUUCUCGUCUGACUUUUGUGCGAGUGCUGAUGGAAGGGACGUCGUUCACCGUAAAGCACGCGUGGAAAGGAAAAAUCUCGCUAGCAGACGCUCUGAAGCUUACUAACCGUAUUGCAGAGUUAAGCUGUCAAACCUAAAAAGUAAUAUGUUGUAUUAAGUGAGCGACUUCAUCUAGUACUAUCUGAGUUUAUCUCUUACCAGUAGCAUCAAUCUGAGUUCAAGCACCUCCUAUCUGAAAAUCAAAUUGUCUCUUAUACAUAAUUCUACCCUACUUCACACGAUUUCUUCUACCUAGCGCUCCAUCGUGUCCCUAUCUCGAUUUCCCACUCUAAUGCAACAAGCUAAAGUUUUGCAAAGGGGCAUAACCGGUACGUCCACUGUGGGAAAAUCUGUC